AGAUUCUCAAACAGGAUAAACCAGUAUGUGGAACUCUUACUCAGAUGUACUCCAACUCGUUCCUUACACAUGCUUCAUGUGCGAACACAAAAUAAAUUGAAUAAAAUCAAUCGGACUGUUCAUCAAGAACGAUUCUCAGAAGUGGCUGAGCCUCAUGAUUUCAGGGAGAGAUUGGCCUCUGAACCAAGACCAUAAGACCACAUUGUAGCAUUUUGUCUUCAUCCAAUGGGAUUCUGGGAAGUGACACUUUAACUCUUUGCAUGCAAACUGGUUGGACUCAAGAAAAAGUUAAAGUCAAAGAUGAGGAUAAGAACAUAUCCAAGAGUACACCUUCUGCAGAAGUUCCAUACACAUUGUCAGUCUCUUGCAGCUAACGGCAAUGAAGGAUAUCAAAGGGAAUUUAAGGAGAUAAGUGACUCUCAAAAGGAAUUCUCAAGCAGAGCUGGCGAGCUGGAUUACAAUAAAGAUAAAAACAGAUAUCCUUUCAUUUUACCCUAUGAUCACUCCAGAGUUAGGCUGGCUCUAUUAGAGUCACAACCACACUCGGACUACAUCAAUGCCAACUAUGUGCCUGGUGGCUAUACAGAACAUGACUUCAUCUGCACCCAGGCUCCUUUGCAAUCAACCAUAGCUGAUUUCUGGCGGAUGGUCUGGGAGCAAAAUGUGCAGGUCAUCGUCAUGGUGACAGCCUUAAAUGAGAGAGGCAAGGUGCUAUGUAAUCAGUACUGGCCUCCUGAAAGAGGCACUGGUUGUUAUGGUGCUCUGCAAGUCACCACCGUCUCCCGUCACCAUGGUCCAGACUGCUACAUCACAACCAUUCACCUACAACAGCAUAGUAGCCAUACAAAUAGACACAUAACACAUUAUUAUUACCCGAAUUGGCCUGAUCAGGGUGUUCCAAAUGACCACACAUCGCUCGUCAAAUUCGCCGAGCAUGUACGGAAACAGCUGGAUGAUAGUCCUCUCUUAGGCCCCACGGUCGUUCACUGCAGUGCAGGCAUAGGUCGCUCUGGAACAUUUGUAGCAAUACUGUGGUUGAUGCAGCUCUGUGCAAGGGGGAUUCCUCCUGAUGUAUAUCUCGCUGUCCGAGACCUGCGCAGACACAGAGUGUUGAUGGUGCAAAAUGUGGAGCAAUAUAUACUUGUGCAUCAGUGUCUACUUCACUGGCUUGGUGGGAACAAGGAGAGACCAAAAACCCAGAAUGUAGUGCAUUUCCAGACAGAGCCACCACAAGCACACAGGCAAUCCAGAAGGGAUCGAAAAAACAGGAGGAGAAACUCUGACCACACACAACGCCCUCAGACCUCUCAUUCCUCUCUUCCAGUGUCACACACACCCCAGCCUCAGCACACAGCAUGGCAAUCAUUACGGGAUUCGCUACACGCUUUUAAUCCUGGGAAACUCCUGCAGAGGAUAAGGCCUCUAUCUUCUCAAACCAACUCAAACACACAGCACAACACACAACUGUAGGGCAGAUCUACACACCGGUACUCACCAGCAAUACAUGCUGUGGUCUACUGUUAGAGUUAUCCUUAGAGUAGUGUUCAAUAGUCAAAGAGACUUGGCUCAUAUUUGGUGCUGAGCAAGGAUUUCGGCUUGUGUGCAGAAAACAAGAUAAACAACAGCAGCUGCUCAACUUGUUAUAUCUUAAUGCCAAAUAGAUAGCUGUAUGCCAGUAAGCAGGAUAAAUGAAAUAAUCCUCUCUAUUUUAGAUUUUACACCAUAGAUUAAAGAGAUUUUACACCGUACACCCUAAGAAACAGUAUCUUGCAUAAGAAUUCAUCCUCUAUCGGACUUUCAAGUCUCUUUACAGUUCAGAGUCUUAAACUUCCUUUAACGUAGAACCCAUGUGUGUCUUACUUUACUUAAUGAUUCUACAUUUGUAUAAAAGUGUUGUUAUACAAAAUAGUGAAAAAAGAAUGUGCAUAGUUUUCAGAAGUAUUCAGAACCACAAGUGUCUGCGAUUACAGCUGCACGUUUUUUGCCUGUCCUUCUUGCCGAUAUAUUUCUUUGACUGAAACAUACUAAGGUCUAAGUGUAGAUAUGAAGAAGAAUUACUAACACAACAACAAUUUAAUUUUCAGCCUUGAUGAAGAGUGGAAAAAUUGUUAGAUGAGACAAUGCUGUUUAUAGCUUGGAUAAAGUUUCAUAAUUCUAGUGGACCAAGUGUCGGAACUUACACGAGGUUAGAUGCAUUUUAACACCUACAGUACAUCAUAAUAACACAAUAAAAUCUGUCUGCUGUCUAUUGUAAAUACGUUCGUGUUAUCUAUAGCUACUUUUAACGCUGGGAUAAUUUUGCCUUAUUAUAAGAAAUGUUACAGGCCAGAGGUCUGUUGUGUAUUUACCGUUGCUUCUGUGAUUUAUGAAAUGAGAUUAAACAUUCUAGUUUGUUUU
Messenger RNA from Tachysurus vachellii, 2397 nucleotides. Its product is annotated as receptor-type tyrosine-protein phosphatase beta-like. The transcript has 11 exons. NCBI's taxonomy places the organism in Eukaryota, Metazoa, Chordata, Actinopteri, Siluriformes, Bagridae. The record is from RefSeq and is a predicted model, not a curated record. Gene Ontology annotation, biological process: protein dephosphorylation. Gene Ontology annotation, molecular function: protein tyrosine phosphatase activity. Bases 301 to 1470 code for a protein of 389 amino acids.